CGAUAAGCCGAGCCACCUCGUCUCGUUCUCGUCGUGUCCCAUUCCCAGUUUCCUCCUCCGAUUUCCCCCAAAUCCUUCGCCUCGAUCGAUUCCUUCCCCAAAUCCGGAUCAGCCGCAAAAAGCGAAGGGGAGCAGCGAAAAUUCGAAAUCCAAAUCCGAAACCCAACCCCAGCGACGUCACCCACACGGCCCCCCCUCUCUCUCUCUCUCCUCUCUCCUAUGCGCGGCGGCGCGGCUCGGGGGCGGAGGAGCAGCAGCAGCUGAGGCGAGGCGCGAUGAUCGUGCGCACGUACGGCCGCAGAUCCCGCUCCUUCUCCGACGGGGGAGGGGGAGGGGGAGGAGGAGGAGGAGGAGGGUUCUCGUCGUCGCAGGACGCGUUCGAUUUCGACGGGGAGGACGACGACGACCUCGUGGAGCUGGGGUCGUCGCAGCCUCCGCCGCCGCCGUCGCAGGAGUCGUCGUCGAUGUGGGACUUCGACGAGGACCCGCCGCGGCCGCCCCGGGUAGAGGGGAGGAGGCGGCGGGGGAGGGGCGGGGAGUGCGCGGAGCCCCCCGCGGUGGCGGCCACCUCGCUCAUGGAGGCGGAGGAGUACGGGGAGAUGAUGGAGAGCGUCGACGAGGUGAACUUCGCGCUCGACGGGCUGCGCGCCACCGCGCCCAAGCGGGUGCGCCGGGCGAGCUUCCUCGCGCUGCUCGGGAUCUGCGCCUCCGCGCCACGCCGCCGCGUCCUCCGGGCCCAGGGAUUGGUACAACAAAUUAUUGAUGCGAUUUUGGUUUUGAAUAUUGAUGAUCCUCCCUGCACUAUUGGUGCAGCUGCUCUUCUAUUCGUUUUGGCAAGUGAUGUUCAAGAAAAUCAUUUGUUGGACUCAGAAUCUUGUGUACAUUUUCUUCUUAAAUUAUUAAACCCUCCAGUGAAUGCUGUCGAUGCUAAAGCACCGUCAAUAGGUUCCAAACUUCUUGGAAUCAGUAAAGUUCAAAUGCUUAAUGGAUCAAAUAAGGAUUCUGACUGCAUUUCAGAGGAAAUCCUCUUAAAAGUUGAAGACAUUCUCUUAAGCUGUCAAGAGAUCAAGUCACUCGGCAAGGAUGACAAGAAAACAACAAGGCCUGAACUGUGUCCAAAGUGGCUUGCUUUGUUGACAAUGGAAAAGGCAUGCUUGUCUGCUGUUUCAGUGGAGGAGACUUCUGACACAGUGACCAGAAUUGGAGGAAAUUUUAAAGAAACUCUAAGGGAAUUGGGUGGUCUUGACAGUAUUUUUGAUGUUAUGGUGAAUUGUCAUUCAACAUUGGAGAACCUCAUAAAGGAUACUUCCACUUCAGCUUUGGACUUGAAGGAAGGACCAUCUUUGCAAAGUGCUGCACUCCUCUUGAAAUGUUUGAAAAUAUUGGAAAAUGCCACAUUUCUAAGUGAUGAUAACAAGACCCAUUUGCUCAAUAUGAGUAGAAAAUUCAGCCCGAAAUGCGCGCUUUCUUUUGUUGGUGUCAUUAUCAGUACUAUUGAAUCAUUAUCAGCUCUUUCGAUACUUCAGAAUUCUUCCGGUGUUUCCAGCUCUACAUAUCCAAAAUCGUCUAAAGUCUCUCAAGAGAGUUGCUCUGAUGCCAAGGGAGGGACUUCAUUUAAUGAUGGAAAGCGCAACAACUCAAAGAAAAAGAGCCUUUUGCCCAACCAGACACACCAUAGUUGCUUAUCUUCCAAAUCAGAAGUUUCUCAUAUUACUAUAUCUUCUGGUAGUGAUACUGGUGUGUCACAGAAGGCAUUCAGUUCUCCAUCUAUAUCAAGCAAUGGGACAUCAAGUGGUUCGUUAGGCAAGAGGCAUAGCAAUGGUAGUGGUUUGAAGUUGAAUGUCAAAAAGGACCGUGGUAAUUCAAAUCCAAUCAGAGGCUCAAGUGGGUGGAUUUCAAUAAGAGCACACAGUUCUGAUGGUAACUCCAGAGAAAUGGCAAAAAGACGCCGUCUAUCUGAAAAUGUAAACAGUGACAAUGAUGGGGGUGAUGACCCUUUUGCAUUUGAUGAUAUUGAUCAGGAGCCUUCAAAUUGGGAACUGUUUGGUCCAAAAAAGAAGUCACCUCAGAGACAUAUAGAAAAAUCAGGAAAUGGAGUGCUAGUUGAUAGUCAUGAAUCAGACCAACCAGAGGAUAUUAAUCAGUCGGGUACAACAUCUCUUUUUAGUUCUAAAGAUGAAUCCAGUCUUUUGGAAGACUGCCUCUUGGCAUCAGUUAAGGUUCUUAUGAACUUAGCAAAUGACAACCCAUCUGGUUGCGAACUGAUUGCGUCAUCUGGUGGACUUAAUACCAUGGCCUCCUUGAUCAUUAAGCAUUUCCCCUCCUUUUGUUUCUUUGUGGACAACAACUAUCACACAAGAGAUAGAGCAUCUGGCCGAGAUGCCAAUCUUGAUCAUGGCAUAUCAUCUUCUCAAAGCAGCAAGGCACACCAGGUCAAAAUUAAGCAAUUGCGAGAACAUGAGCUUGAUUUUCUUGUUGCCAUAUUGGGCUUGCUUGUCAACCUUGUAGAGAAAGAUAGUCUUAAUAGGGUAAGACUUUCAUCUGCCCGUGUUCCUGUUGAUCUAUCUCAGAAUCCAGAGAGUAAAGAGACACAGAGGGAUGUCAUACCACUCCUCUGUUCCGUAUUCUUAGCAAGUCAAGGUGCCAGUGAAGCUUCUGGAACUAUAUCGCCGGAUGAUGAAGAGUCUUUGAUGCAAGGAGCACAGGAAGCUGAAAUGAUGAUUGUAGAGGCCUAUGCGGCCCUUCUGCUUGCAUUUCUUUCAACAGAAAGCAUGAAGGUUCGAGGAGCUGUUUCCAGCUGCCUUCCAAAUAACAGCUUAAAAAUCCUUGUGCCUGCGCUAGAGAAAUUUGUGGCGUUCCAUCUGCAGCUCAAUAUGAUUACAGAGGAAACGCAUUCAGCUGUCACAGAAGUUAUCGAAAUUUGCAAACUGUCAUAGAAGAGUGAAGAGGAGCCCUGUACAGAUUAACUAACCUCUUUGCAGCAAAAGCAUACACACAAGUGUUUGUCUUGGCCUGGGGCUCUGCAGAUGGACUGAGGAGGCUGACCUGCAGUGGACUUGGGUGCUAACAAUGGUUUCAUUCUUUUCUUUUUCAAUGUUUUCUCCUGUUGUUUUUGCUCCUGUUUUGUGUAUUUUUUUCUCUCUUCUAGCCAUGUUUCUUAGCAUGGGAGUAGCCCUACUUUUUAAUUGAAUGUAAAGUAGUAUAACAGCAUAGGGGAUGAAUGUUCAGUGUAGUGUGUGUGUGUUUCAGUUAUUCAGAGACGUCCAUACAGUUUGUACCUGUGACCUCACAUGCCUUAUCUGAUGAAGCUUAGAAUAAAUCACAUGUUAGCAA
Molecule: messenger RNA, 3333 nt
Organism: Oryza brachyantha (malo sina)
Lineage: Eukaryota; Viridiplantae; Streptophyta; Magnoliopsida; Poales; Poaceae
Product: wings apart-like protein 2
Exons: 13
Coding region: 276-2936 (886 amino acids)
Biological process (GO): regulation of chromosome condensation
Source: RefSeq, a predicted model, not a curated record